Pseudovirgaria hyperparasitica is the source of this 1962-nucleotide messenger RNA. Its product is annotated as FAD/NAD(P)-binding domain-containing protein. The record is from RefSeq and is a predicted model, not a curated record. Gene Ontology annotation, molecular function: FAD binding. The transcript has 4 exons. NCBI's taxonomy places the organism in Eukaryota, Fungi, Ascomycota, Dothideomycetes, Acrospermales, Acrospermaceae. The coding region runs from base 1 to 1962 and encodes 653 amino acids.
AUGACCGCCCAGUACGAGAGCACCGAUGUCUUGAUCAUUGGCGCCGGCCCCACGGGCCUUCUCCUCUCCAGUGAAUUAGGAUUAAGAUGCAAAACCAGGAACAUAGUGCUCGAGAAAGACACGUCGAUAUACAAGUACCCACGUGCAUUUACGCUGGGGCAACAUUCCGUUCGGCUGCUGCAAGGUCUUGGGCUGUACUCCAAAAUAUACAGCGAGAUUGGAUAUUGUUCGUCUCUCAUCUCCAUGGUUGGUGGCACUGAUUCGAGGUUCCAGAAAACCCCGUUCCUGGAGAGGGAACUGCAGACUGGGCAUUCGGCGCUGCAUGCUAAUCUGCACUUCAAGCAGCCUGUCAUGGAGCGCAUUCUGCAUGACCUUAUACAUAAAGACGAGUACUCUGAGCUCCGCACAGGCUGCAACGUUACGUCGAUCAGUGAAGAUGACGACUGGGUGUACGUGGAAUAUGAGCAUGCAGGCUUAAAGAAGAGAGUCAAGUCUCGAUUUCUAGUCGGAGCCGACGGCAAGAUCGGAUAUACUCGCAAGAAGUAUCUGGAGCCAAAAGGCGUCAUCAUGGAAAGCACCCUACCAUGGACCAUGCUCGCCGGCAGCGUCAACAUCCUCGUCAAACGUCCCACCCCAGAAUCCCACCCCGACUUCCCCCUAUGGGCCAUCGGCUACACCCCAGACCGCGUCCUAGACGCAUUCAUCCCCAACUCAUUCAUCUUCAAAUGCAACCCCAACCGCCCCGUCGUAAGCUGCCGCCUCGGCCGCCCAUCCGAAGACCCCAUGCCCUGGCGCUUCGAAAUCGCAACCCGAGACAACGAAGACGGCAUGGCCGUCCUCGACCCCAACACCGUCAUGCACUCCACCAUCUACCCCUACCUCCGCCGCCCCGGCAGCGACUUCGGCGUACACGGCAUGGUCGAGUAUCCGCACGACUGCCUCGAGCUCGUAACCGUCAACCCAUACCGCUACUCCGCCCGCACAUGCAAUCGCUGGUUCAUCGGCCGCAGCAUCCUCGCCGGCGACGCCGCACACGUCUUCCCCCCGUUCGCCGGCCUAGGCGUCGAAUGCGGCCUCAUGGACGCAAGCGGGCUCGCAUGGCGCCUCGCCCAUCUCCUAAACCAGCCCUCUUCCCCUUCGCCCCAGACCAUCGCCGCAGUGCUCUCCUCCUGGGAACGCGAGCGCCGCACCCACGUCGUCCACGCCCUGUCCCUCACCCUGCGCAACGCAAUCUGGAUCGAGCAAAGCCACGUGAAGAGCACGCUGACGCAAUGGCUCGUGUACAUCCAGCGCCUCGUGCCCGCCUGGAAGGCCGGGAUCGAGAAUCCGAAUGAGCGGCCUGUUGAGUAUGCGUAUGAGCCGGGCGUGAGCUUUGUGCCGAUUGGGCUGAGCGGUAUGAAGACGAGGUCGCAGGGCGCGUCGAUGGUGUGUCCGCAGAUCGGAUGUGUGGUGUUGGGCGGUGGUGGUGCUGACGCUGGGGGUGAGGUCAGGCUGCUUGAUGAUAUAUUGUUUGAUCGCGCAAAGACGGGCGUCUUACAGCUUCUCGUGCUCCUGCCCUCUGCACCACUACUCUCACAAUUCAUCUCGCAGAUCGCAGACCUGAUUCCUCGCAUCGCAUCACUCUCCGAUAACACCGUCCUCGGCUCCGAAGCUGUCCUCCUUCUUUUCCCCUCCCCUCACACUCAUUCCACCACCUAUCCCAGUCUCAUCUCCCUCCUCCCCACUAACCUAAAAGAUACAACCCUCCUCCGCCCCGCAUCCCUCGCCGAAUACGCCGCCAGCGCCCUGCUUGCGGAUCGUCCGUACCCAGCUAUGUAUAAUGAGGGGCGGAUUCAUGAGGAGUUUCCCGGUGCGAGGUACGUGCUUGUUAGGUUGGAUCGGGUUGUGUUUGCGGCUUGUGGGGAUGAGGGGGCGUUGGAGGGGGUUUUGAGGGGGGUUGGGGGCGUGCUUGGGGGUGCUUGA